This is a messenger RNA of Penicillium oxalicum, 756 nucleotides long. Its product is annotated as putative bZIP transcription factor. Bases 1 to 756 code for a protein of 251 amino acids. The record is from RefSeq and is a predicted model, not a curated record. Gene Ontology annotation, molecular function: DNA-binding transcription factor activity. NCBI's taxonomy places the organism in Eukaryota, Fungi, Ascomycota, Eurotiomycetes, Eurotiales, Aspergillaceae. The transcript has 3 exons. Gene Ontology annotation, biological process: regulation of DNA-templated transcription.
AUGGACCAGAUCUCAUCCUGGUCGGCUCAGCGUCCCCACAGCAUGUCGAUAGAGCCUCACUAUAUUCCUGCCACGAGUGGUGGUGAGUCCAACUUGCAGAUGCUUUAUACCAUGCAAAAUCAAGAAGUCAUACAAAUAAUGAACGGGUCACUCGACCCGCACUAUAACAAGCAACCCUUGUCACCUCGCUACACAAAUAGUCUCACUUCAGAGACAAUACGACGGGACCUGUCAUUCUUCAAUUCGGAUCGGCACAGCCCCAGUGAGCUCGAAACCGAUUCGAUGAUCCUGGCAGAGCAACAAAGUCCGACCUCGGAUGGCAGUCGAUCAAGCCACAGCACUAGUCUCCUCGAAAGUGGCGACAAAGUGAUCAAUCGACGGCUCCAGAAUCGUGCUGCACAGCGACGAUUUCGUGAACGACGUUCCGAGCAGAAUAAAGUCCUACAGGGGCAAUUAUCUGAACUGAAUGAGAAACACCAAGAUCUGGCCGAAGAGUUUAGCAAAAAGAUUGAAGAAGUCAGCCAACUCAAGACCGAAAACGAAAAGCUGCAGACAGAGAUUCAGACGUUACGCCAGCGAUGGCAGUCCAUGAUCCUUCUUCUCCAGCGACCAAAGAGUCUCCAGCUAUUGUCGAUGCUGAUUGGGGAUGAAAACGCCCCCGGGGAUUCGGGCGCAGUCUCUCAGUCCACCAUUCAAGAUUUGGAUCGGUAUCUGCCAUGUCUGGACGCACUGACCUCUCCUCGUGAGAGACCCUGA